AUGUUUAGAUCACAAGUAGCAGUUGUUUGGUUUCUCUUCUUUUUCCUGGUCUGCAAUGCGGGAGAUCAAGAAGUGGCAGCUGAGACACUUGAGUUUUCAAGUAAAGAUAUCGUUGUAAAUAUACUAUCUGUCCGUGUUAAGGAGUGGGAUGAAAUAAUUGAAAAUAAUUCAUUAGCACAAUCCCUAAAGCUUCUGGAUAGAUAUUGUGCAAACGUCGUGGAUGUGGUGAAGGAAUUGGAACCAAAAUUGAGUUCUGCUACUCUGUCAUGUGAUAUCAAUCACUCACAAAGGCCAAACGAUAUCCGUGUAGACAAUAUUAAGGUUGAACUGGCAGUGUUAUCGAGUGAAAUGGAAAAAGUAUUUUCGUCGAAAACCUGGUUCCCAUCGUUGAAGAAUACACUUGAAUCGGGUAAUGUGAAUGUGAAUAGCGCGUGGAUAAUUGAUAUCGUUUCAGUGAGUGAUACAACAGACGUUGUCCGUGAUUCCCAUCUGUUCACAAAAACCUAUCCUAAGGGUGUACUAGCUAUUGAUAGGUGCCGUGAGUUGAAGAUCAUUAUGUCGAAUAUAUAUCCUGGAUUCGGUGAAACAAUGACGAAGUGCUCCUUCGAUGUGUUGAGAGAAAUGGAAAAACGACCAUACAGAAAGAAAUAUCUCAACCUGGAACAACAACUGAUAAAGAGGAAACGUCUCUCGGUCACUGUAUCUAUGCUUCGUUUCCAUCUGAUCAGUCAAAUGAAGAGUGACAAAUGA
This is a messenger RNA of Schistosoma bovis, 750 nucleotides long. The record is from the annotation of a GenBank genome assembly. NCBI's taxonomy places the organism in Eukaryota, Metazoa, Platyhelminthes, Trematoda, Strigeidida, Schistosomatidae.